AUGGUACCUUCGCCCAUUGCGGCUGCCUGGCGGCGGUUUCGCUGCGCUCCGUGGCUUCUUCCUUCUGCGGCUGCCGUCUAUUGGAGCUUUCCGAAGACCCGAUCACUGCUGACCGAAAGCUUCGAUAAGGCCACGGGGGAGCAGACCUCGGCCGAGUCGAAAAACGCCACGGCCGCUGCCUACUCCCAUAAGAAGCUGUUCCGUCGGGAUCCUUGCUCUGUGGAGCCGCAGCGCAAGGUGGUUGUGCUCAUUGGCAUGACGGGCGUGGGCAAAAGUGCUACGGCCAACACACUUUGUGGCGCCAAGAGAGCCUUUGAGACCUCAAGCUCUGUGGUCUCCGUCACGAGCGCUGUAAGAGUCCGCGAUUACUCUUUCGCUGGGAGCCGUUGGCGUGUUAUCGACACGCCAGGCCUUGGAGACACCAACAAGCCUUACGAAGUCACCAAGGCAGAGCUACUGCAAACCUUCCGCUAUGCGCCACAUGGCAUUGCUGGCUUCGUCGUCGUGGUCCCAAAGGGACGGUUCACAUCGGAGAUGGAACAGCAUGUUCGCGAUGCGCUCGACAUUUUUGGAGGGGAGGUGGCUAUCCGACACACGAUGAUUGCUGUGACGCGUGUGCAGGACGCUCCAGAAAAACUUGUGGACGACAUUAUGCGACUGCCUCAAGAACACACCUUGCGGCGGCUCUGCGAACUUGUUGGGCAGCGCAUCCUGCCAGUUGAGAACAUCAAGGAGCCGGCAGUUGCAGUGUCUCGGCUGCUCCUCCACCGCGGUGUGGACGAAGUACUUGAGAUGAACGGUGAAGAGCGCUACUUCCAGACGGCAGCCGCAGCGCCAUCGCCCUCAGUGCCGAUGUCGUUCGCUGCCGAGGAUGUAUUUCAGUCUCGAUGCUCCACUAGCUGGACCCAGUGCGAGGGCACUCCGCGUCUGGUGAUCACUUGCGACUUUCCCAAGCUCGGA
Molecule: messenger RNA, 960 nt
Organism: Symbiodinium sp. CCMP2456
Lineage: Eukaryota; Dinophyceae; Suessiales; Symbiodiniaceae
Source: the annotation of a GenBank genome assembly